This is a messenger RNA of Haemorhous mexicanus (house finch), 1134 nucleotides long. RefSeq names its product cell surface glycoprotein 1-like. The record is from RefSeq and is a predicted model, not a curated record. NCBI's taxonomy places the organism in Eukaryota, Metazoa, Chordata, Aves, Passeriformes, Fringillidae. The transcript has a single exon. The coding region runs from base 1 to 1134 and encodes 377 amino acids.
AUGGAUGAACCAUCUCCAGGAGCUGAGGAACAUGUGGACAUGGAUGAACCAUCUCCAGGAGCUGAGGAACACGUGGUCAUGGAUGAACCACCUCCAGGAGCUGAGGAAUAUGUGGACAUGGAUGAACCACCUCCAGGAGCUGAGGAACACGUGGACAUGGAUGAACCACCUCCAGGAGCUGAGGAAUAUGUGGACAUGGAUGAACCACCUCCAGGAGCUGAGGAAUAUGUGGACAUGGAUGAACCACCUCCAGGAGCUGAGGAAUAUGUGGACAUGGAUGAACCACCUCCAGGAGCUGAGGAACACGUGGACAUGGAUGAACCACCUCCAGGAGCUGAGGAAUAUGUGGACAUGGAUGAACCACCUCCAGGAGCUGAGGAAUAUGUGGACAUGGAUGAACCAUCUCCAGGAGCUGAGGAACACGUGGACAUGGACAAGGCACCUCCAGGAGCUGAGGAACAUGAGGACAUGGAUGAACCAUCUCCAGGAGCUGAGGAACACGUGGACAUGGACAAGGCACCUCCAGGAGCUGAGGAACAUGAGGACAUGGAUGAACCAUCUCCAGGAGCUGAGGAACACAUGGACAUGGAUGAACCAUCUCCAGGAGCUGAGGAACACGUGGACAUGGAUGAACCAUCUCCAGGAGCUGAGGAAUAUGUGGACAUGGAUGAACCACCUCCAGGAGCUGAGGAAUAUGUGGACAUGGAUGAACCAUCUCCAGGAGCUGAGGAACACAUGGACAUGGAUGAACCAUCUCCAGGAGCUGAGGAACACGUGGUCAUGGAUGAACCACCUCCAGGAGCUGAGGAAUAUGUGGACAUGGAUGAACCACCUCCAGGAGCUGAGGAAUAUGUGGACAUGGAUGAACCAUCUCCAGGAGCUGAGGAACACGUGGACAUGGAUGAACCACCUCCAGGAGCUGAGGAACACGUGGACAUGGACACGGCACCUCCAGGAGCUGAGGAACACUUGGACAUGGACACGGCACCUCCAGGAGCUGAGGAACACGAGGACAUGGACAAGCCACCAAGUGCAAUGUCUGGUUCUGUCAUGACUGUGGCACUCAGCCUGCACAGCCCAGCAUCACCUGUGCUGACCUGGGCCAGCAGGCUGAGCCCAGGCGAGCAUUCCUGA